Molecule: messenger RNA, 1953 nt
Organism: Cimex lectularius (bed bug)
Lineage: Eukaryota; Metazoa; Arthropoda; Insecta; Hemiptera; Cimicidae
Product: N-acetyltransferase ESCO2-like
Exons: 11
Coding region: 125-1786 (553 amino acids)
Biological process (GO): mitotic sister chromatid cohesion
Cellular component (GO): chromatin; nucleus
Molecular function (GO): protein-lysine-acetyltransferase activity
Source: RefSeq, a predicted model, not a curated record
UGUCCCUUGGCUUUAGAAGUUUAGCCGCCUAACCGCCAAUCUGAUCCGAUCGAGCGUUGAGGUCUGUUUUCACUCCGUACUUUACGAUUUUCUGCUGUUCGCCUUUACUAACCAGUUGGCUGAUAUGAUGGAAGAGGCUUUUCUAACCCCUAAAAGGGUUAGAAAGUCGAUUAUUCCUGAAGGGAACUCAGGGAGAAGACGCAACUUGUUCAAUGUUGAUGUCGAGGACGAUAUUGUCCCUCUAAGUCCUACUUCAAGUGAACUUAAUGAAUCUCCAAGGACUCCAGGGGUGUUGACUCCAUUGUCGAUAAAGUCAAAUAUACCUGGAAUAACAGAACUUGGAACAGACACGGGUAUCAUCUCUGCUAAAACAUUUUAUGGAGUUGCAGACAAGUCACCAAUACGUGAUGCAAAAUCGCUGUUAGAAAGAGUUAGACAAUCCCUUCCUGAAAGCUAUCAUAAGAUAAAAACAAGACUUAGUUUUGAUGACGAGCCACCCACUCGAAAAAAACGUGCUAGGUCAGCCGGUACAGGCGAGUCGGCUAAGAGGUUAAAGAAAAAACAAAAAUUGCAAUACAUACCGUUCAAGCCUAAAAACAGGAAGAGGCCUCUUCCACCACCACAGCCUAAAACUAAACCGACUAUUAUCGGGAAUAAAAAUGUAAAAUACAACUGGGAACUUUUUGAAACUCCGUCUAGAAAAUUUUUUAAACAAAAACCUAGUACCUUCGAUCUGACGCCACCAGCUUCAAGUAAAAAAUCAAAAAUACCACUACUUAGUGCAGCAGCUUCUGACUUUAUCCAUUCGGACUCGGAAAAUGAAGAAAAUAUGGGAGAAAAAGACUGCACAAAUGGGAAAGUACCGAUUAUGAAAGAGUUCCAGGAAAUAAUGCAGGACAUCGUACAAGAUCAAGAUGAGGACGAAAGCGUCAGAAACGAAGUUAACCAACUUUUACACACUUUAGAAGACUUUGAUGAAAAUUUAAAGGAAAAUGAACAACCUGGACAAGUAACACCACAGAAAUUGUUUCCAAUUUUUGUAACUCCGAAAACACACUUCCCGUGCACCCCUUCUUCAACAUUACCUUCAACACCAAUGACCCCAUUAUCUUCACGGGUUCAUAGAAUGGGCCUUGGAGAUGAUCAGUUACAAUUGGACGUGGGUCAGAAAAAUCUAAGAGAGGUCGAAUGCCCUGAAUGUCAUCUGUUCUACUGCAAAGGCCUGCCUGAAGAUGAAAUCAGGCAUGAAAAAUAUCACAUGAAAGACGGUGCAUUUAAAUUCAAGGGAUGGAAAGAUGAGAGGAUUGUCGGUUUUGAAGGUGCCAAUCGUAUCAUUCAAGUUAAAAAUAGCGAUCCAAAGCACAAAUGGGAGCGAGCUUUAAAAGUAAUGCUCUACGUUGACAAAGAGCUUGGUUUUCCCCCAGAAGCUCGUGAGCCUGAAGAUAUAUUUUUAUAUAUAAAAGAUAAACAGGUGAUCGGUGUUGUGGGUUGCAUGGGAAUAACCGAAGCUUAUAAGGUUUUGGAUGUCGGUAUCAAAGACCCUACAAUCGCCAGCGUCUGUUCUGAAGAAACUUAUCCUGCCUGGUGUGGAAUAUCGAGGAUUUGGGUCAGCCCUGAUGUUAGAGGAAAAGGGGUCGCAACACAACUUCUUGACUCAGUCAGGAGAAAUUAUAUAUACGGCAUUGUUCUAGCAAGGGAUCAGAUUGCAUUUUCAUCACCGACAGUCGAUGGAAAACAAUUUGCAGAGCAUUACUGCCAACGAAAAGACUACCUUGUCUAUGUUUAACUUAUUGUAUUUUUAAAGUAUUUUUCUCUUAAAUAUUACGUGUGUUAUUUUAGUAUAAGUCUCAUGAUUACUUUUAUCAGUUAAUUGUUUCUACUUAUGUCAAUUAAUUUAUUUGCAUCACAUUUUUUAUGACAUUCUAAAUAUUGAAUAAAUGAUUUAGUAUUGAA